Messenger RNA from Zonotrichia leucophrys gambelii, 5003 nucleotides. It is a transcript of the gene ATP8B3, whose product is annotated as ATPase phospholipid transporting 8B3. The transcript is spliced from 27 exons. Lineage: Eukaryota; Metazoa; Chordata; Aves; Passeriformes; Passerellidae. Gene Ontology annotation, cellular component: trans-Golgi network; plasma membrane. Gene Ontology annotation, biological process: Golgi organization; phospholipid translocation. The record is from RefSeq and is a predicted model, not a curated record. Gene Ontology annotation, molecular function: ATPase-coupled intramembrane lipid carrier activity; ATP binding; ATP hydrolysis activity. Bases 1 to 3684 code for a protein of 1227 amino acids.
AUGGCUGAGCAGGACCCAGCCCCAGGCUGCCCCCGUGGGAAGCAGCAGCAGCCAGCUUUCACCUGGGAGGUGAGGGCCAACGACCGCAGCUACCACAGGCAGGUCAGGAAGAAAUUUGCCUUCUGCCUGAGCAAGAGGAAAUACUCGGGCAAUGCCAUCAGGACAGCCAAGUACAACCUGCUCACCUUCCUGCCCCUGAACCUCUACGAGCAGUUCCACCGCAUGGCCAACGUCUACUUCGUCUUCGUCAUCCUCCUCCAGACUUUCCCUGAGAUCUCCACGCUGCCCUGGUACACUCUGCUGUUCCCCCUGAGCUGCCUCCUCAUCAUCCGGGGGCUGCGAGACCUCGUCGAUGACAUUGGCCGUCACCGCAGUGACAGGAGCAUCAACAGCAGGCCCUGUGAGAUCCUGGCUGGGAGCAGGUUCUGCUGGCGGCAGUGGCGCGACAUCUGCGUCGGGGACAUCGUGCGGCUGCGCAAGGACAGCGUUGUCCCGGCUGACCUGCUCCUGCUGUGCAGCUCCGAGCCCAGCAGCCUGUGCUACGUGGAGACCGCGGACAUUGAUGGGGAAACCAACCUGAAGUUCAGACAGGCCCUUCUGGUGACCCACCAGGAGCUGCAGAGCGAGGAGAGCAUGGCUGCCUUUGAUGGGCGGGUGAGGUGCGAGGAGCCCAACAGCCGCCUGCACACCUUCACGGGCACCCUGCGCUGGCGGGGCCGCACGCACGCCCUGGACGGGGACCGCAUCCUGCUGCGGGGCUGCCGCGUCCGCAACACCGCCCUCUGCCACGGCCUGGUGCUCUACGCCGGGUUUGAUUCCAAAAUCAUGAGGAACUCUGGGAAGAUCAAAAGGAAGAAAACCAAGCUGGACCAGCUGAUGGACCGGCUGGUGAUCGUGAUCUUCCUGCUGCUGUUGGCGACGUCCCUGGGCCUGGCUGUGGCCUCAGGGUUCUGGGCCAGGACGUUCCAGGAGAAGCACAGCUACCUGGCUGCCCUCUACCAGCACACCAGCCCUGCCCACCAGGCCUUCCUCAACUUCUGGGGCUUCACCAUCCUCCUGAGCAUCAUCAUCCCCAUGUCCAUGUACAUCACGUUCGAAUUCAUCUACCUGGUGAACAGCUGUUUCAUCAACUGGGAUCUGGAGAUGUAUUAUGGUGCCAAGGACAUCCCAGCUGAGGCCAGGAGCACCAGCCUCAGCGACCAGCUGGGCCAGAUCCAAUACAUCUUCUCAGACAAGACGGGCACCCUGACCCAGAACAUCAUGAGCUUCAAGAAAUGCUGUGUCAACGGGACCAUCUAUGGUUCAGGCACAGGGCAUGAGAACAAACAGCCACAGGGCUCGGGGCUGAGCGGGGAGCGCCCUGGGGAGCAGAAGUCGGGUGUUUGCGAUGUGACGCUGCUGGAAGCCGCCCAGAGGGACAACGACCCAGUGCUGAGGGAGUUCCUGAGGCUGCUGGCCCUCUGCCACACCGUCAUGGUGGAGGACAGGGGCGACCAGCUGGUUUACCAGGCAGCCUCCCCUGAUGAGGAAGCGCUGGUGUUGGCAGCCAGGAGCUUGGGCUACGUCUUCCUGGGCCGGACUCAGGACUCCAUCACCAUCAGGGAGCUGGGCAAGACCAGGACCUACGAGCUGCUGGCCAUGCUGGACUUCAACAGUGACCGCAAGAGGAUGUCUGUGCUGGUGCGAGACCCCCAGGGCACCAUCCGGCUCUACACCAAGGGCGCCGACACCGUCAUCCUGGAGAGGCUGCGGAGCCGCGGGCCGCAGGAGAGCCUCACCGAGAGCGCCCUGGAUCGCUUUGCGGAGGAGACGCUGCGGACGCUGUGCGUGGCCAGCCGGGAGGUGAGCGAGGCCGAGUUCCGCGCCUGGGGCCGGAGGCACCGCGAGGCCGCGGCGCUGCUGGGGGAGCGCGCCCGGGAGCUGGACAGGCUCUACGAGGAGAUGGAGCAGAACCUGCAGCUGCUCGGGGCCACAGCCAUCGAGGACAAGCUGCAAGACGGGGUCCCCGAGACCAUCCAGCUGCUGAAACUGGGCAACAUCAAAGUGUGGGUGCUGACAGGAGACAAACAAGAGACCGCGAUGAACAUCGGCUACGCCUGCAGGCUGCUGACAGACGACAUGGAGAUCCUGGAGGAGAAGGAGGUCAGUGAGAUCCUCCAGGCUUACUGGGAGAGCAACAACAACCUCAGUGGCCGUGGGGACGCCCCGUGCAGCCUCUCCCAGCAGCACCCAGAGAUUCCAUGCCACAAGAGAGCCAUCAUCAUCAGCGGGGACUUCCUGGACAGAAUCCUGCACACAGGAGAGGUGCUGAAGGAGAAGAAGGGGUGGCCAUGGCAGUGGCUGUGCUGUGGCAGGGCCGAGGCCUCGCAGGACCAGGGGGCUCUGGUGGAGAAGGCCUUUGUGGACCUGGCCACCAGCUGCCAGGCCGUGAUCUGCUGCAGGGUGACCCCCAAGCAGAAAGCCCUGAUGGUGCAGCUGGUGAAGAAGCACAAGAAGGCCGUCACCUUGGCCAUCGGGGACGGCGCUAAUGAUGUCAACAUGAUCAAAACCGCGGACAUCGGGGUGGGCAUCAGCGGGCUGGAGGGGCUGCAGGCCGUGCAGUGCAGUGACUACGCCCUGGCCCAGUUCUCCUUCCUGCAGCGCCUGCUCCUGGUGCACGGCCGCUGGAACUACCUGCGCAUCUGCAAGUUCCUGCGCUGCUUCUUCUACAAGACCUUCGCUGGCCUCCUGGCCCAGGUGUGGUUCGCUUUCCACAGCGGAUUCACGGCACAGCCUCUGUACGAGGGCUGGUUCCUCGCACUCUACAAUAUUUUCUACACUGCCUACCCCGUGCUGUCCGUGGGCCUUUUCGAGCAGGAUGUGAGUGCCAAGAAGAGCCUGGAGUUCCCUGAGCUCUACGUGGUUGGGCAGCAGGACGAGCUCUUCAAUUACCGUGUUUUUGGUGUCACCCUCCUGCAUGGGGUGGGCACCUCCCUCAUCAGCUUCUACAUCACCCUCUGGGCCUUUGAGGACCACGUUGGCACCAAGGUCGUGGGUGACUAUGAGUCCUUCUCAGUCACAGUGGCCCUGUCAGCGCUGCUGUCGGUCCUGGUGGAGACUGUCCUGGACACUCAGUACUGGACAGUGCUGUCCUUCCUCAUGGUCACAGCCAGCCUGCUCCUCUUCUGCCUCUUCUCCUUCCUGACCCAAACUGUUGAUGCCUACAGGAUAGCCCCUGCCAUCUUCCGCUUCCCAGACGCCAGCUGGAAUGCCCUGACUGACCCCUAUGUGCUGCUCGUGGUCCUGCUGUCCCUGGUGGUCAACACCCUGCCCUCGCUCACCCUGCACACCGUCCGUGCCACCCUGGGCAGAGCCAGCACCCAGCAGAGGAUCCAGCUGAGGGCCCGGCGGGCCCCGGAGCCGCCGGUGGAGCUGCGCUCGCACGUCCCCCGCGGCUCCUUCCGCCGCUCCAGCUACGCCUUCUCCCACCAGCAGGGCUACGGCGGCCUCAUCACCCGCGGGGACAGCCUGCGUGUGAGGGACAGUCUGUGUGUGAGGGACAGCGGGGACAGUGGACAUGUGAGGGACAGUCUGUGUGUGAGGGACAGCGGGGACAGUGGACAUGUGAGGGACAGUCUGUGUGUGAGGGACAGCGGGGACAGUAGGCAUGUGAGGGACAGCUUGUGUGCUGGGGACAGUCUGUGAGUGAGGGACAGUCUGCAUGUGAGGGACAGCGGGGACAGCGGGCGUGUGAGGGACAGCGGGAACGGCCUGCGUGCUGGGGACAGUCUGCAUGUGAGGGACAGUCUGUGAGGGACAGCCUGUGUGUGAGGGACAGUCUGUGUGCCAGGGCCACCCCCGGCACCGCCCUGGCUGUCCCACAACCCCAGGGGACCCUGGCUAUGGCCUCGGUGUAGCUGUCCCCACCCUGCUGGGCCGGGGCACACCUGGCUGAUCCCUCCUGCCAGGGAACACCUUCAGUCCUGUCUGGUGGCUUUGCAGAGGGCCUGGCCCAGCCUGGGGGGCUCCUGCUGUGGCACCGUGACCCUUACACUGGGAGCACACGGCUUUGCGGAGCUGUACAGCUGGGACAGCCACUGACCGCUGCCACCAGGCUCCCUGACCUCUGCCACCAGCUGGCCACUGCCACCAGGCUCACUGACCAUUCCACCAGGCUCCCUGAGCACUGCCACCAGGCUCAGUGAUCUCGGCCACCAGCUGCCUAUUGCCACCAGGCUCACUGAUUGCUGCCACCAGGCUUGCUGACCACUGCCACCAGGCUCCCUGAGCACUGCCACCAGGCUCCGUUAUCUCUGCCACCAGCUGCCUAUUUUCACCAGGCUCUCUGGUUGCUGCCACCAGCUGCCCUCUGCCACCAGGCUCGCUGCCCACUGCCACCAGGCUCAUUGAUUGCUGUAACCAGAUUGCCUGCCCACUGUCACCAGGCUCCGUGACCAUUGCCACCGGGAUCACUGCCUGCUGCCACCAUGCUCACUGAUCUCUGCCACCGGCUGCCCAUUGCCACCAGGCUCACUGACCACUGUCACCAAGCUCCCUGCCUGAUGCCACCAGGUUCCUUGAGCACUGCCACCAUGCUCACUGAUCUCUGCCACCGGCUGCCCAUUGCCACCAAGUUCCCUGAUUGCUGCCACCAGGCUCUCUGCCCACUGUCCCCAAGCUCGCCCUCGCCCUGUGACCCCCUGGCUGCCAGCCCAGCUCCCUUGGCUCUGCCGAGCCCUUGGAGCCUCUGGUGUGAGGCUGAUCCCAGCCCAGGCUGCACCCACAAAGGCAGUGCUGCCGACCCAGACUCAAUAAUUAACUCUGGAUUAAUUACCUGCCCCGAUGGAGAGCAGCAGAGGGGCUGGGAGGGUGAAGCCCCUCAUUCCCACCCACAGGGGACUGAGCUGCAGUGGCUGCAGGAAGAACCUUGUUUUGUGUUCUCCACCAAGGGCUGGUGUCAGUCCUGUGGUUUUUCUGUCAGGUCAUGGAAUCCUGGAGCGGUUUGGGUGGUGUUGGAUUAUGGU